Pseudomyrmex gracilis is the source of this 3811-nucleotide messenger RNA. RefSeq lists its product as uncharacterized. Lineage: Eukaryota; Metazoa; Arthropoda; Insecta; Hymenoptera; Formicidae. Bases 327 to 3668 code for a protein of 1113 amino acids. The transcript has 5 exons. The record is from RefSeq and is a predicted model, not a curated record.
CCAUUUGGAACAAAUUUUAACAAGAAUUAUAACCUAUGAUCGAAUCUUAAAUGACUGAAUCUCACUUCUUUUGUCAGUUGAUGAUUGAUUUGCGUUUGAUUUGAGUCUUAUUUUUUUGUCGCAUGUUUAAUGUACCGCUUUGUAUUGUGUUAAACAGAAGAUCUACAGUUUUAAAGUAGGCGUCGAAAGUGAGGCGGCGAGAUUCGAAUUCGUUAUCUUUUGGGCUUGAGUGUAACGGGUUGAAUUUUAUCUUUUUGCUCGUUUUUGCUUUCGACUUUGUUUUUACUAUUUACUCUUAAAAGAAGUCAUUAUUCGCAGUCACAGUUAUGGGUAAACAUUGUGUCGUUUUGGGUUGUACCACGGCAGUGAGUCUACCCUUUCACAUAUUUCCCAAAGACCAGAUCAUGAUGGAUAAAUGGAAAAAAGCUGUUUUUUCUAAAAAAAUUGAUGGUUUAACAGAUGAAGAAGUGAGAAAAUAUGCUGUGUGUUAUAAACACUUUGCGGAUAGUGAUUAUAUGAACAUAUACACACAACGCAGAUUAAAACCUGGUGUAGUACCAUCGUUAAAUAUACCAAGUAAGGACAGUGAGAUCAAGGAAGAAAAAAAAUCAACAAAGAGAAGAAGAAAUAAAACAACAAAACUAAAUGGAACUUUAAAAGACUCUACAGUGGAAGUGACAGAUACUGUCAAAACUGUUGAAGAGAUUGAACUGAUAGAAGUCACAGAACACAGUAAAGAGCCCACAGGAAAGAUAUCACAAAACUUCAAUAUUUCAGUAAAUAAGAACCCUCCUAAAUUAGAACUUAAAACAUUCAAGAUUCCAGAAUCUUCUGCACCAGAAAUUUCAAAAUCAGAGACUAUAAAGUCCAAGUCUCCAGAACCUAGGUCUGUAAACUCCAUGUCUCCAGAACCUAGACCAGUAAAAUCCAAGUCUCCAGAACCUAAACCUGUAAAAUCCAAAUCUCCAGAACCUAGACCUGUAAAAUCCAAAUCUCCAGAAUCUAAGUCUGUGAAAUCACAAUCUUUGAUACAAGAACUUGUAGAAUCACAAGAUCUUGUGGAAUCUCAAGAACUUGUGGAAUCACAGCCUUUAGAACUAGAACCUUCAUUACCAGAAUCUUCACAACUGAAUGAUUUACCAUCAGAAUUUUCAAGCUCAGACUCUUUACAAUCGAUGUCUUCAGAAACAGAAUUAGAAUCUGUAAACUCAGUAUCUUUAGAUGAUAAAUCUUCAAGAUCAAAACGUCGAAGAGUAGAAAGAUCACAAUCUUCAGAAGAUGAACUGGACGAACUUGCGAGUGCAAUAGAUUUAGAAGAUGAGUCUCUAGCAUCAAAGCGUCGAAAAUCAGAACUUAUAAAAUCAAAGUCUUCAGAAAAACUGAAGUUUUCAAAUUCUUCAGAAUCAAAACUAUACGCGAAGUUUUCAGAAACUUGCAAGUCUUCAGAAUCUGAACCUUCAGAGUUUUUUAAACCAGAAUCUUCAAAAUUCAAUUCAAUAACCAAUUUGUUAGAUCUACAAACUUUAGUACAAGGAAAAUAUUUCCAUGAGUUUACACCACAAAUAUGGAAGUUAUACAAAUUGUCAAGCAUGCUGAAGCAAAAACAAGAAAUUAUGUCAAAGAAGAAAUUGUCAUUUUGUCAACGUUUAAGACAAGCUAAAAAGUAUAGCAAAAGUACUGCAUUGGAAAAGCUGUUGUCUUCAUUAACAUCUGUUCAACGUAAGUUUCUUGAAAUGCAGAUAAAAACUUCGAAAUAUGCACCUAAGAACAGGCACUUUACUUUAAAUGAGAAGAUUACAGCUUUAUCCAUCAUGCAAUCCAGUAAAUGUUAUCAAUAUCUAACGCAAAUAUUUAAUCUGCCUAGUAUAGGCACUCUGCGAUGUAUACUUCAAAAAGUACAGAUUCAUCCAGGUCCAAUUAAAUUUAUAAAUCAACAUCUGAAUACACAUGUAAAACGUAUGAGGAAAAGAGACAAAGUGUGCUGUUUAAUGUGGGACGAAAUGUUCUUACAACCACAUUUGGAUUAUGAUGCAAACAAGAAGCACAUUCUUGGUUUUCAAGACUUUGGACAAAAAAGGAGUCCGCAAUUCGUUGAUCAUGCAUUAGUUUUUAUGGUGCGUGGUAUACACAGUGGAUGGAAGUUUCCAUUGGCGUAUUAUUUCUGCGAUGGCGCCACAAAACCUGAUCAGCUCAUAGAAUGGAUAAGGAAUAUUGUAACUAUUAUAAUUGAAAAUGGAUUAUAUCUAAUGGCUUUUGUAUGUGACGAUAGAAGAACGAAUCUUACAGUUAUAAAUAAAUUGAAAGUAGAGUCAUCAAAACUUAAGUCCACGCAAGGACAAUUAUAUUAUGGAUACAUAACACUGAACAACCAUGAUAUAAUCCCGUUGUUUGAUCCACCGUAUCUCAUUAAAGGCAUACGCGACAAGUUAUUAACUAGCGAUCUCGAAUUUGAUUGCAUAGAAGGAGAAGAACGCAAAUUUGCAUCAUGGGAGAUUAUCGAACAAGCGUAUCAUAUGGAUUUGACAGAUAGCAAGUAUCGAUUAAUGCCGAAAAUUACUGCGGAGCACGUAAUAAAGAGUAAAAUAAAGAAAAAGAAAGUUAAGUAUGCUGCAGAAGUUUUAAGUACGACAAUGGGUGGAUUCAUAGAUCACCACACUAAGUUGGAAGGAUGCGUGAAUACGGUCUAUGGACCAUUAAAAAUGCCGGAUAAGAGAGGACGUGAUACGGCAGAGAUGGUACUAUUCUUCGAUCGAUUGUUCGAUUCUCUGAACGGUCACACGUUAAAACCGGAAAAACCAUUAAGAGUUGCCAUUUCACAAAACAAUAUUCCACAUUUUCCAUUUUGGGAGAGAGCGGUAAAAAGACUGCAGAGAAUGCGAUUUGUUGAUCCGAAAACUAAAAAUCCAACAACAGAUUCGACUGUUCUCAAAAAUUGGAUCAGCACAAUACGAGGAUUUCGCAAGUUGUGGAAACUUCUUAAAUUAUACGACACGAAAUUUUUCAAACCGCGGAUCUUAAACCUGGAUUGCCUACGACAUUUUCUCGGACAGAUCAGAUCCUGUAACACGAGACAUCCCACGUGUGCGGAAUUUGAAAGUUCUUUCAAAAUAUUGCUAAUUAACAACUUGUCGUCGCCUCGCGUGGAAAAUAGCUGCGAGAACAAGAUAGACGGUUCGUUGCUGUUUUCUUUGAAAGAUUUUGUCCGGGAAACGGAGAGCAAUUGCGACAACUCGAUGAACGACGUGUUGUUAGAUCUAGAGAUAGAGACGAAGGGCGAAAAGCAUGACCAUUUAAUCACUUGCAAUUGCAUCGCAACAAAAAUUCUCAACAAUUCGCGCAUCAAAAGCUGCGAAAUCUGUAAGAAUCUUCUCACAAAUAAUGGAAAAAAAUGUGGAUUAGUGUCCAGUGAGAAUUUGUUAAGAGCAUUUGAGAGCGCGCAUAAUAUAUUGAAGGAAAAAAUAAGCAGCGUUUGUCACGAGCAUCACAUGGCAAUAGUAUUGGAAACCGAGUUGUACACGCUCUUGGACUUGAGUUGGUUGAAUUGUCAAAAACAUUACGUUCCGCUCAAAGAGCUCUUAGUGUCGUAUAUAGUUGUGUUUUAUAUUUAUGAAUGGUGUAAUAAUAUAAAUGACAUACUAACGGGAGAGGAGCAAGAUAGCUCUUCGUGAAUUUAAGAAGACCGACGUUUUCUCGAAAUCACGAUCAGUUGAGCGCGAAUGGAUCUAUGUGUACCUUUGUGACUUAUAAACUGUAUAUAAGUUUAUAUAUAAUUCUUUUUAUUAUAUAGAAAUAUAAGGUAAAGUUUAACGAU